AUGUCCUACGACGAGUACGGAGAAGAGAUCCGACGUCUAUACGUCCCUUCUGAAGAUCCUUGUUCCUACCCCAUCCCACUAUCCCAACUCGUCUUCUACAACACCGACAAGAAGAUCUCCCAGCUGCGCAUGAAGGUCAGAUCCAAACCAGACCCUGUUCCAGACGAAACAAGUCUUGUGGUCUUCAUCGACGGAGCCUGUCGUAACAAUGGCCAUCCGACAGCACGGGCUUCCUAUGGCGUCUACUUCGGCCCCAACUCUCCUCACAACACACGCGGCCUUCUUCAUGAGUCUUUACCUCAGACGAGCACGCGUGCAGAAAUCGAAGCGUUUAGUCGAGCACUUGCCAUCGUUCGUGAGAUUACAGAUGUAGAUCUCAAACUGUCUAGCAUCAAGGUCGCAACCGACUCGAGCUUCCUAGUCAAUGCCAUGAGCAAAUGGAUGGAACGUUGGAUCGAAGACGAUGGGGUAGGCUCCAAUGGAAGACAAGUCGCACACUUCAAGGUUCUGAAACAAUUGCACGAAACACUGGAUUACAUGGAGUAUAGUGACGAAGCAGGUGGCCGAGAGGUGCAGUUUUGGCAUGUACCGAGGGAUAUGAAUCGAGAGGCAGAUGCAUUGGCGAACAUGGCUCUUGAUGAAGCCUGA
Messenger RNA from Alternaria atra, 648 nucleotides. RefSeq lists its product as uncharacterized. Lineage: Eukaryota; Fungi; Ascomycota; Dothideomycetes; Pleosporales; Pleosporaceae. Gene Ontology annotation, biological process: DNA replication, removal of RNA primer. The record is from RefSeq and is a predicted model, not a curated record. The coding region runs from base 1 to 648 and encodes 215 amino acids. Gene Ontology annotation, molecular function: RNA-DNA hybrid ribonuclease activity; nucleic acid binding. The transcript has a single exon.